UCAGUUGGUGACUGGUCCCUGUUUUUAUGUGGUUUAGUUUUUAUUAAGGUGGACUCAUUUUCAGAGGAAUAAUAAAGAUGAUUAAACACAUGAUUCAGCAUGCGAAGAAACAUCCAGGGUUAAUCCCUCAGUUUUUCUUCAUGACUCUGGGAUUCUCGGGGGCCAUGCUCUACCUGAUCCGACUGGCAAGAGGGCCCCAUGUCACUUUCUGGGACAAAAAGAGUAACCCUGAGCCCUGGAACAAGCUCGAUCCGACCUAUCAGUACAAGUUUGUUGCCGUCAACACAGACUACAAGAGCCUGAAGAAGGACAGACCUGACUUCUAAAGGUCCUCCAUGGAAGAAUGGGACGGCAAGUUCAGCAGGACCUCCUCCUCCAGCUGUCACCUCACCUCAUGUGAAACCUUAUACACAAAUUAACCCUGCCUGUACCUUUGCAACAGAUACUCUUAACUAAUGUGGAAAAAAUAUAUAUAUUAAAAGAUCACAUGAUGCUAUGCAUGGUUCGACUUUAAUCUGCUUUAUUUUGUUGUACGGAACCAAUCGGAUGGUAUUUCUGGAUGGCAGGGUCCAUAUUUUCCAGUGCUUUGGAUAUUUUAUCCUGUAUUAUAUUAAAAACUCUGCACCUUUGA
Messenger RNA from Cyprinodon variegatus (sheepshead minnow), 631 nucleotides. RefSeq names its product NADH dehydrogenase [ubiquinone] 1 alpha subcomplex subunit 4-like 2. The transcript has 4 exons. Lineage: Eukaryota; Metazoa; Chordata; Actinopteri; Cyprinodontiformes; Cyprinodontidae. The record is from RefSeq and is a predicted model, not a curated record. Bases 78 to 326 code for a protein of 82 amino acids.